AUGGAUAUGGAGAUCUUGAGUUGGAAUUGCAGAGGGAUCUGCAACGACGCCACAACUAGGGCACUGAAAGAUUUGAUCUCUCAGAAUCGUCCCCAGAUCGUUUUCUUGUGCGAAACAAAAAUCAGUAGGAAGGAGGACUUUGACCGACUGCACAGGGCUUUAGGGUUCGUGCAUGCUGAGGCAGUGUUGAGCGAAGGUCAAUCUGGAGGACUCGGCCUCUUCUGGAAUGAUGAUAUACAGCUCAGGAUGGGGACGACUUCGGCUCAUCACAUGGACGCAGUAGUGGUUGGUGAUCCGGGGUCUCCAUCUUGGAGGCUUACUGGAUUUUAUGGGCAUUCCAGAACGGUAGAGCGCGACCGCUCUUGGAGGCUGCUUCGAGAUCUCUCAGACUUGGAUUCCCUCCCUUGGGUGGUCAUCGAAGAUUUUAACGAGAUAUUAAACAAUGGUGAAAAAUUUGAUGGUCCGAUUAGGGCUGAACGGCAAAUGAGAGGGUUUCGAGAGGCUUUGGGUUAUGGAGACCUUCUGGAUUUAGGUUUUCAUGGUACGAAAUCGACGUGGUGGAAUUCUGAGACCAAAUUACGUCUUGAUCGUGCUGUUUGUACUCCUGCAUGGAUUGACAUUUUUGGAUAUGCCAAAGUCAUUCACCUUCCUCCAAGCGAUUCUGAUCAUAUUCCUAUACUGCUACGUGCAAGCACCGUUCCUAUCGCAAAACAAACAAGAUCCCACAGAUUCAAAUUUGAAGCCUUUUGGCUUCAACAUCCGGACUGUGAUCCUUUGGUGAAAGAAACUUAG
Molecule: messenger RNA, 792 nt
Organism: Rosa rugosa (rugosa rose)
Lineage: Eukaryota; Viridiplantae; Streptophyta; Magnoliopsida; Rosales; Rosaceae
Exons: 1
Coding region: 1-792 (263 amino acids)
Molecular function (GO): catalytic activity
Source: RefSeq, a predicted model, not a curated record